GUCUGGGAGCUCCUAGUCACUAAGGCAGCAGCCCCUCCUUUCUUACCCUAGUCUCCAGUUCUCCAGUGUUCACAGGUGAACCCAUCAACAACCACUGCUCAUGAUGGAGGCUAUCAAGAAAAAGAUGCAGAUGCUGAAGUUGGACAAGGAGAAUGCUCUGGAUCGGGCAGAGCAAGCUGAAGCUGAGCAGAAGCAGGCAGAAGAAAGAAGUAAGCAGCUGGAGGAUGAGCUGGCAGCCAUGCAGAAGAAGCUGAAAGGGACAGAGGAUGAGCUGGACAAGUAUUCUGAAGCUUUGAAGGAUGCCCAGGAGAAGCUGGAGCUAGCAGAGAAGAAGGCAGCUGAUGCUGAGGCUGAGGUGGCAUCCUUGAACCGUAGGAUCCAGCUGGUUGAAGAGGAGCUGGACCGCGCUCAGGAGCGCCUGGCCACUGCCCUGCAAAAGCUGGAGGAAGCGGAAAAAGCUGCCGAUGAGAGUGAGAGAGGUAUGAAGGUUAUUGAAAACCGGGCCUUAAAAGAUGAGGAAAAGAUGGAACUACAGGAAAUCCAACUCAAAGAAGCUAAGCACAUUGCAGAAGAAGCAGAUAGGAAGUAUGAAGAGGUUGCUCGUAAGUUGGUGAUUAUUGAAGGAGACUUGGAACGCACAGAGGAACGGGCUGAGCUGGCAGAGUCUAAGUGUUCUGAGCUGGAGGAGGAGCUGAAGAAUGUCACCAACAACCUCAAGUCUCUUGAGGCUCAGGCGGAGAAGUACUCUCAAAAAGAAGACAAAUAUGAGGAAGAGAUAAAGAUUCUUACUGAUAAACUCAAAGAGGCAGAGACCCGUGCUGAGUUUGCUGAGAGAUCAGUAGCCAAGUUGGAGAAGACAAUUGAUGAUUUGGAAGAUGAGCUCUAUGCCCAGAAACUGAAGUACAAGGCCAUUAGCGAGGAGCUGGACCACGCCCUCAAUGACAUGACUUCUAUAUAAUUAUCAUCGUUUCUGCUCUGUUCUGGAUCUGCCCCCUUUCCUCGGGGAACACAACGCCCCACUCAUUCUGGAUUCCAUUUGGGUCAGCCUCGCUGGUCCACAAGGCAUUAGGAUGGGGGGGAGCACAAAGCAACUUAUGUAUUCUCUUCCACCCCCACCCCAAAUUAAAAUGUUAAGCUGCUGGAA
Messenger RNA from Cynocephalus volans (Philippine flying lemur), 1144 nucleotides. It is a transcript of the gene TPM3, whose product is annotated as tropomyosin 3. Lineage: Eukaryota; Metazoa; Chordata; Mammalia; Dermoptera; Cynocephalidae. Bases 101 to 958 code for a protein of 285 amino acids. Gene Ontology annotation, cellular component: actin filament. The record is from RefSeq and is a predicted model, not a curated record. Gene Ontology annotation, biological process: muscle contraction; actin filament organization. Gene Ontology annotation, molecular function: actin filament binding. The transcript is spliced from 10 exons.